Drosophila eugracilis is the source of this 2627-nucleotide messenger RNA. Its product is annotated as pre-rRNA 2'-O-ribose RNA methyltransferase FTSJ3. Gene Ontology annotation, cellular component: preribosome, large subunit precursor; nucleolus; nucleus. Gene Ontology annotation, biological process: maturation of LSU-rRNA from tricistronic rRNA transcript (SSU-rRNA, 5.8S rRNA, LSU-rRNA); rRNA methylation; maturation of 5.8S rRNA from tricistronic rRNA transcript (SSU-rRNA, 5.8S rRNA, LSU-rRNA). Bases 108 to 2555 code for a protein of 815 amino acids. The record is from RefSeq and is a predicted model, not a curated record. NCBI's taxonomy places the organism in Eukaryota, Metazoa, Arthropoda, Insecta, Diptera, Drosophilidae. The transcript has 2 exons. Gene Ontology annotation, molecular function: rRNA (uridine-2'-O-ribose)-methyltransferase activity; rRNA (guanine) methyltransferase activity.
UUUUGAAUAGUCAAUACGGCCACACUGUUGGCAACACGUGCACGAAUUAGUGCAUUUGAAAUAAAUUCGUUUUCGUUUAUCCUCAUUUAUACUGAAAGACAGGAAAAAUGGGCAAAAAAACGAAAGUUGGAAAGACCAGAAAGGAUAAAUUCUACCAGCUGGCAAAGGAGACAGGUCUUCGUUCGCGUGCAGCCUUUAAGUUGAUUCAGUUAAAUCGUAAAUUCGGUUUCCUUCAGCAGUCUCAAGUAUGUUUGGAUUUGUGCGCAGCUCCUGGAGGAUGGAUGCAGGUGGCCAAGCAGAAUAUGCCGGUGUCCAGUAUUGUGAUCGGUGUGGAUUUAUUCCCCAUUCGACCCAUAGCUGGUUGCAUUGGUCUCAUCGAGGACAUUACCACCGAAAAGUGCCGUCAAUCGUUGACUAGGGAGCUGCAGUCGUGGAAGGCUGACGUUGUUCUUCACGAUGGUGCUCCCAAUGUGGGUAGAAAUUGGCUGUACGAUGCCUAUCAGCAGAUCUGCCUCACUCUGAAUGCGCUCAAGUUGAGCACACAGUUUCUACGUAGCGGCGGUUGGUUCGUAACAAAGGUUUUCCGUUCCAAGGACUACAAUGCCUUACUUUGGGUCUUGAAACAGCUCUUUAAGAAGGUUCAUGCUACUAAACCAAGUGCUUCACGUAAGGAAUCCGCUGAGAUAUUCGUAGUCUGCCAGGGGUACAUAGCACCCGAUCACAUCGAUCCCCGUCUAUUAGACUCGAAGUACGUGUUUGAGGAACUCGAUCUCGAUGCCAAGAAGAAAAGUAGCCUGCUUCAUCCUGAAAAGCAGAAACGUAUCAAGGCCGAGGGUUAUACAGCACAGGAUAUUGCGCUGCGCAACGAACUGGCUGCCACAGAGUUUAUGGCGGCUGAAAAUGCUCUAGCUGCUCUGCAAGGCAUAGGUUCCAUCGUCAUCGAUGAUCAACGCAUUGCCAAGCACAAGAAAACUACACCAGAGAUUCUAGAGUGCUGUAAGGAUCUUAAGGUACUGGGUCGCAAAGAUAUCAAAGGACUUGUUCAAUGGUGGAAAGAUGUCAGGGAGCUUUUCGUUAAGAAGGAAGACGCGUUGGUUGUCGGAGAUGCAAAUGGUGAGGAGGAGAAAGCUAAACCAUUGACACAAGCAGAAAUUGAGGACAUGGAAGAUGCCGAGCUUCAAACGCAAAUAGACACAAUUAUGGACGAGGAAAAAAAGGAUUUGAAGCGAAAGCGUAAGAAGACGCUUAAGACUAAAGCCAAAUUGCAUGAGAAAAUGAACCUUAAUAUGGUGAUCAAAGGUGACGACGGUCCUGUCGAGGAAACAGAGCAUGAAAUCUUUGACCUCAAAAAUAUUAACACUUCUGCUGAGCUCGACGAUUUGCUAGAUGUUCAGCCUGAUUUUGCUGUGGAUGAAACUCAGCCCGAGCAAGAGAAGCUGCCAAAAUACAAGUAUUUUGACAAGGAUGAAGGGAAUAUUAAUGAUGAUCUUAACUAUGAUGACGACGAUGAUGAAGAGCAAAGCGAUGCCUCAGAAGAUCAAGACCAAAUCGAUGGGAAGCAGGGACUGGGCCUUAGCGAUGAUGAGGAUGAUGGAAAUUCGAAGGGCAAAAACAAAAGAAAAAAACGGUCCGAGAAUCCGUUGAUCAAGUCGAACGAUUUUCGCGAUAAAAAUACAAAACGGGAGCAACGUGUACAGUUGUGGUAUGAAAAAGAUGUCCUACAAAAUAUUCAAUCAGAUGACGAUGAAGAAACCUAUGAUCUGGAUAAUCUGGCUAAGGAAUACAAGGCCAAGGGUGUGUCAGUUUUGGGUGAGAGUACAUUGGACGCCAAUGAAGAAGUUAUCAAGGGAAAGAAAGCUAAACGCCGUGCACGUCAUGAAGGCGCAACGAAGGAUAGCAGCAGUUCAGAGUCUUCCGACUCUGAAGAUGAAGCUAACAAAGAUGGAGAAGAUACAGUUCCAGAUGCAAACGUAAAAAAGGUUCGCUUAACCGAAAAUGAAAUGGCCUUGGGAGCAUUCCUAACACGCAACAAGAAAACACGACGAGACCUGAUCGAUGCAGCCUGGAAUCGCUAUGCUUUUAACGAUGAGAACCUUCCCACUUGGUUUGUGCAGGAUGAGGAUGAGCAUAUGACCAAACCACAGCCAGUUCCAAAGGAACUAACAGCCGAAUACCAACGCAAACUGCAGGAGGUCAAUGUGCGUCCAAUUAAGAAGGUAAUGGAGGCUAAGGCACGUAAACAUCGACGUGCCACAAAACGCUUAGCUAAGGCAAAGAAAUUGGCCGAGAAAAUUAUGGAGAAUACCGAUGCCACCAACCACGAGAAGUCCAAACAACUUAAGAAGGUCUACAAAAAGGCUCAGGAGAAAAAGAAAGAGGUCACAUACGUUGUGGCCAAGAAGCAAUCAGCAGCUCGUCGAGCCCGUCGUCCAGCAGGUGUUAAAGGUCGCUAUCGUGUCGUAGAUCCUCGCGAAAAGAAGGAUAAGCGGUCAUUAGAUGCAAAAAAGAGACGCGAAAAAGGUGGCAAAGGACGAAAGGGAAAAGGGCGCAAAUAAAAUGUUAAUUUAAAUAAAAACAACUAAAUAUGAAAUAUUUUAUAGAUAUUAAAGAUACGUGUAAAAAUCAGA